CGGCAACAGCACGACUGCAACACCUUACACUGGACUACACCGUAUUGGAGAGCAGCACCGGAUGCGACAUACAGGUCCGAAGCUUCCCAUCACUGUCGCCUCGUGUGCACACGAGGAGCCUGCUGCUGCUUCUCGUGGCAGCUCCCGCGUGCAGCGCGUCAUCAUGUUCAAGUUUGGCUUCUAUCCCCCCUCAUCAAACGAGGAGCAGCAACAAGAACAGCUGUCUGCUGUUGCGAACGAGGACACUGCUGUGACCGAUCCUGAUCAGUAUGCCGCGCGGCGGAUUAGGCACGUAGGAGAUGGUGGAGCUACAACAAGGGCUGACGGAGAAGCAGGCACAACAGCAACUUCCCAGCCGGCACAAGCUGUGGCGUGGAAGUCUGAGGACCUCACUCUCUUGCGCGUCGUCCCUUCAGCAAAAGCCUGCCCAGGCGUGCCUGAAGAGAGCGAUCUCGUGCCGGGACUGUAUGAAGGGGGUCUCAAGGUAUGGGAGGCCAGCCUCGACCUCGUGGAACACCUCUUGUCAAACUCCUCCUCUUGUCCCGUGGGUCUCGACGGUGGCAGCGGCGGGGACGCGAGCGUUGGGAGCGGGACGGGAAGACCCAAGAGCGUGCUCGAGCUGGGUUGUGGGCACGGGUUCCCGGGUAUUGUUGCUCUCCAACAAGGUGUACGCGUGUGCUUCUCGGACUUCAACCGCGAGGUGAUCGAACAGGUUACCAUCCCCAACGUCAGGCUCAACGUCGAGGCACAUCACUGGCCGCUGGCAGAGUACUAUAGCGGGGAUUGGAGCUCUUUGUCCCCUCUCCUUGAAGAGAGGGAUGGAGGCGGGCUCUUCGAUCUCAUCCUCACGGCGGAGACUCUCUACACCACUGCGGUUGCCGACAAGGUCCUCGACAUGGUGGCGAGACACCUUGCACCGGGCGGGCAAGCCCUGGUGGCCUCCAAGCGGUUUUACUUCGGCACCGGGGGCAGCACGCAGUAUUUUCGAGAGGUGAUUGCCGCCAGACGUUGUUCUGCUGCUGCGGAGGCGUCCAGGAGGCUGGUGUGCUCCGACGUGGCCGUGAUCGACACAGGGAAAGGCAACAUCCGGGAGGUGUUGAGGGUUUCCUGGGAGGAACCGGAGGAGGGGGCGGAGCCCGGGGUGACGGAGAGCGCGCGUGUAGCUGCGGCUGUACAUACACGUAGGGAUACGGAUAGGGGUGUGUUAGAGACGGGAUGA
Ectocarpus siliculosus is the source of this 1219-nucleotide messenger RNA. NCBI's taxonomy places the organism in Eukaryota, Phaeophyceae, Ectocarpales, Ectocarpaceae. The record is from the annotation of a GenBank genome assembly.